Panicum virgatum (switchgrass) is the source of this 1959-nucleotide messenger RNA. RefSeq names its product aspartyl protease family protein 1-like. The coding region runs from base 121 to 1722 and encodes 533 amino acids. The record is from RefSeq and is a predicted model, not a curated record. Lineage: Eukaryota; Viridiplantae; Streptophyta; Magnoliopsida; Poales; Poaceae. Gene Ontology annotation, biological process: proteolysis. Gene Ontology annotation, molecular function: aspartic-type endopeptidase activity. The transcript is spliced from 7 exons.
CUACGGCUGCUCCCCAUCAUCUACAGAUGGCGGGUAAGCUUUCAACGUAACCCUCCAACCUCAGCUGUCAGCUCACUACCUCAUCUUGCCGCCUCUGCACGUCUCCGCGUCCUCCACCUCAUGGCUCGCUCGAGCUCCAACCGCUACCGCCAGGACCUGUUCGUCGCCUUCGCCGUCGCCGUCGCGGCGUGUCUUGCCGUCGGGGAGGCGUCCUUCGUCGGCUUCGACCUCCACCACCGCACCUCCCCGGUGGUCCGGCGCUGGGCGGAGGCGCGGGGCCGCCACGCCCUCGCCGCGGAGUGGCCAGCUAAAGGUUCGCCCGAGUACUACUCCGAGCUCUCCCGCCACGACCGCGCCCUCCUCGCCCACCGCGGCCUCGCCGGCGCCGGCGACGAACUCCUGACCUUCGCGGAUGGCAACGCAACCAUCCAAUACCUCGGAUCCUUGUACUACGCGGCGGUGGCGCUGGGCACCCCGAACGCGACGUUCCUGGUGGCGCUGGACACCGGCAGCGACCUCUUCUGGGUGCCCUGCGACUGCAAGCAGUGCGCGCCGCUCUCCAACAACGCCACGGCGGAGCUCCGCGAGUACAGCCCGAGGCUGUCGUCGACGAGCACGCCGGUGACGUGCGAAAACCCGCUCUGCGACCGGCCCAACGCCUGCAGCGCCGCCACCAACGGCAGCUGCCCGUACGGCGUCCGCUACGUGUCCGCCAACACCUCCUCCUCCGGGGUGCUCGUGCAGGACGUGCUCCACCUGACCCGGGAGGGCCCGGGCCCCGGCGCCGCCGCGGAGCCCCUGCAGGCCCCCGUCGUGUUCGGGUGCGGGCAGGUGCAGACGGGCGCGUUCCUGGACGGCGCCGGCUUCGACGGCCUGCUGGGCCUCGGCAUGGACAGGGUGUCCGUGCCCAGCGUGCUCGCCAGCCGCGGCCUCGUCGCCUCCGACAGCUUCUCCAUGUGCUUCGGCGACGACGGUGUCGGCCGGAUCAACUUCGGCGACGCCGGCAGCCGCGGCCAGGCCGAGACGCCCUUCAUCCCCAGGAGCACACACCCGACGUACAACGUGAGCUUCACGACGAUCAACGUCGGCAGCGAGUCGGCGCCGGUGGAGUUCGCCGCCGUCAUGGACUCCGGCACGUCCUUCACGUACCUCAACGACCCGGAGUACACGGCGCUCGCCACCAGUUUCAACUCUCAGAUUCGCGAGAGGAGGGUCAAUUUCAGCAGCGGAUCUGCAGACCGUUUCCCCUUCGAGUACUGCUACAGAUUGAGCCCUGACCAGAGGGAGGUGGAGCUCCCGGUGGUGAGCCUGACGACGGCGGGGGGAGCACUGUUCCCGGUCACCAACCCGAUCAUCGGGUUGUCCGAUAGCGCCAGCCGCCGUGCCGUCGGUUACUGCCUGGCCAUCGUCAAGAACGACAUCACCAUCAACAUCGUCGGCCAGAACUUCAUGACCGGGCUCAAGGUGGUGUUCGACCGGGAGAGAUCCGUCCUGGGCUGGCAGGAAUUCGACUGUUACAAGAACGCCAGAGUGGCGGACGGACCGGGCGGGAGCCCCAGCCCCGCGCCGGCGCCGAUGGCGACGACGCUCACGCCGCGGCAGAACGACGCCAGCAACAGGUUCCCCGGCGCGGCGCCCUUGCCGCGGCCGCCGUCCGCCGGCGCGCGCGGAGGGAUCUCCCUGCUGCUCCCUCUGCUGCUGGGCGCUGCCGCCCUUGUCUGACGCCCGCCGGCUGCUCUGGACCGUCGUAUAGAGAUAUAGAUACUGCUCGACUCCGAUUCAGAGUUCAGAUUUUGGAAUUAGGAUUAGUUUGCAGGUUGUCGUGUAUAUUGGAGACGAAAUUUCUUGGUGGUGACUGAUGAGGGGCAUUUCGUGACAUAAAUUAUUCAUAUUCAUAUACAAAUAAACAUAUAUUUGAUAAAUUAAUACUCAUAAAUGAUAAGGUUCUCUAUGGUCAAA